Phoenix dactylifera (date palm) is the source of this 1634-nucleotide messenger RNA. RefSeq names its product shaggy-related protein kinase eta-like. Gene Ontology annotation, biological process: brassinosteroid mediated signaling pathway; cell differentiation; peptidyl-threonine phosphorylation. The record is from RefSeq and is a predicted model, not a curated record. Gene Ontology annotation, molecular function: protein serine/threonine kinase activity; ATP binding. Gene Ontology annotation, cellular component: cytoplasm; nucleus. Lineage: Eukaryota; Viridiplantae; Streptophyta; Magnoliopsida; Arecales; Arecaceae.
UGGGACUGCGGGAGAAAGGGGGGAAAGGGAGGGACCGAGGAGGUGGUGCUGUUCCACAUGGGUUCGCUGCCGCUGGGGCCUCAUCAUCCCCCCGAGCCAGAGGCGACGAGAACCGGUCCUCGCCGGCCGGAGAUGGCCGAAGACAAGGAAGCGUCUGUUGUUGAGGGGAAUGGUCCAGUAACUGGUCACAUUAUCUCUACUACCAUUGGAGGCAAGAAUGGCGAAGCCAAACGGACCAUUAGUUACAUGGCAGAGCGUGUUGUGGGUACUGGGUCAUUUGGAAUUGUCUUUCAGGCUAAAUGCUUGGAAACUGGGGAGACUGUUGCUAUAAAAAAGGUCUUGCAGGACAGGCGAUACAAAAACCGUGAGCUACAACUGAUGCGUUCGAUGGAUCAUCCAAAUGUGAUUUCUCUGAAGCACUGUUUCUUCUCCACCACUAACAGAGAUGAACUGUUUCUCAACCUGGUCAUGGAAUAUGUCCCUGAAACUGUAUUCCGUGUCCUGAAGCAUUACAGCAAUGUAAAGCAGAGGAUGCCGCUUAUCUAUGUGAAACUUUAUAUGUAUCAGGUAUUUAGAGGGUUAGCAUACAUUCAUGCUGUUCCAGGAGUUUGUCAUAGAGAUGUGAAGCCACAGAAUAUCCUGGUCGAUCCUCUUACUCAUCAAGUCAAGCUUUGUGACUUUGGAAGUGCCAAAAUUCUGGUUAAGGGUGAAGCAAACAUAUCAUACAUUUGCUCUCGCUAUUACCGUGCUCCAGAGCUUAUAUUUGGUGCAACAGAAUAUUCAACAUCAAUUGAUAUAUGGUCAGCAGGAUGUGUACUUGCUGAGUUGCUUCUUGGCCAGCCAUUAUUUCCUGGAGAAAGUGCUGUUGAUCAGCUUGUUGAGAUAAUCAAGGUUCUUGGUACUCCGACUCGAGAAGAAAUUCGAUGCAUGAAUCCUAACUAUACAGAAUUUAGAUUUCCUCAGAUAAAAGCUCAUCCUUGGCACAAGGUUUUCCACAAGCGAAUGCCUCCAGAAGCUAUAGAUCUUGCAUCCCGUCUUCUUCAAUAUUCACCAAGCCUUCGUUGCACUGCACUUGAAGCUUGUGCCCAUCCUUUUUUUGAUGAGCUACGAGAGCCCAAUGCACGGUUGCCAAAUGGUCGCCCUUUUCCUCAUCUCUUCAACUUCAAACAAGAAGCAGCAUGUGCUUCGCCAGAGCUCAUCAACAAGCUGGUGCCCGAGCAUGCGAGGCGACAAUAUGGUCUCACUUUCCCGCUUCCAGGUGGGACGUGAGACGGUAACUAGGCAGGACACUUUUUGAUGAAUUGCGAUCAGAAGCACGGAGGCCUUCAGGGUUUGAACGGAAAAUGAUGGAUGCUGAACUAGUGAGCUGCUGGUUUAUUAAGUGGUUCAUGUCUUAAUCCUACCAAUAUUGCAGCCUUGUAUAUUGCCUGAUUGUUGGGAUUAAAAAUGAUUGUAAGGAGAUGCUGAUGCUGAGUGUUCAGCAAAGGGCCAGAAAGUGGUGGCGGGUUUCGACUUUGUGUUAGAAGCAGAUGUAGGCCGAGUCUUCGCUUUGUUCUUUCUUGUUCUUUCUGAUGGUAUGUUAGUAUCUAGUAGUCUAAGUUGGACACUCUUGAAGCUUUGAUGGUUCGCGUAAA